CAGUGCUAAAUCAAGCUGGAAAAGUUGGAUCAGCUUCAGGUCAUCUGUUUCUUGCGGCUACAUAAGAUAGUCAAUGUAUGGAUACGCUUAUCAUUAUAUUCAUUCAUUCAGAGGAAAAUGGGGAUUCAGAAGGAAGAGACAGUAAAUAAGAUGUACUGUUUAUGUUGAGCACCGGAUCUUGUUACAUUAACUGUAAGUCUGUAACACUAAACCUUGCAAUUCGAUGUAUAUCAAGACAUCCCAGGUUGAGGCCAGACAUGAAUCAGGUGACAGAAAUGUUGGAAAAACUCUGGUCCUCUACUGAAAGGUUACUGCCCCAUAUUGAAGAACUGGAGCUCCAGCACUCAGCUGUGUAAUCAGAAGUAUUGACUUGUGACUGAGACUAUGGGGCUCCGGACAAGCGUGAAGGGGUACCUUAUAGCGCAACGCCUCAAUUUGGCCACAGACCCAUUGUCGGAAAAUGAGACCAUCAGCAACAAUGUCACAGCUCCCCUAGAUCCACCUUCGCUGUCAGUUGAGGAGAUGACAAUGGAUUCAGGUACAUAUGGGCUCGGUAUCUGUGGUGGUAACAUUCCUUGCUUCCCAAUGUUGAACUCUGCAAAGAGCAUGGCUUCAUACAUGACUAGAACCAGAGCUGAGAGUCCCCCUCCCCAAGGAGGGAAUUUGAAUAGCAACACACCGUCUGUGUCGGUGCCUUCAUCUCCUCAGACAGAGGGUGAGAUCUUGCAGUCCUUCAACUUGAAGAGCUUCCACUAUAAUGAACUGAAAACAGCCACCUGUAAUUUUCGUUCUGAUAGACUUCUGGGUGAUGAUGGUUUUGGUUCUGCCUAUAAGGGGUGGAUUGAUGAGCAUUCGUUUGCAGCUGCCAAGCCUGGUACUGGCAUGGCCGUUGCAAUAACGAGGCUUAACCAACAAAGGACCCUGCGGAGUCACGAGGAAUGCAUGACACAAGUUAAGUACUUUGGACAGCUGGUUCACCCAAAUAUUGUAAAACUGAUUGGUUACUGCCGGGAGGAUGACAGACAGCUUCUGGUGUACGAAUGUAUGCCUAAUGGCAGUUUGGAAAGGCAUCUGUCUGGAGCUCAACCACUUUCAUGGAUCCUGCUUAUGAAGAUUGCAGUUGGUGCUGCUAAGGGUCUAGCAUUUCUUCAUAGUAAUGAGGCACACGUGAUAUAUGGGGACUUUAAUUCUUCAAAAAUCUUACUUGAUUUAAACUAUAAUGCGAAACUCUAUGGCUAUGGUUAUAGGCAUGCCGCACAUGAUUUUCAAUUAUACGAGGCUCCUUGGCAUGGACCUCCUGGGUUGGAGUAUGUAGCUCCUGAGCUUAUAUCUUUUUUUCAUGAGGAUCCUGAUGAUGGUCAUUUAACCCCCAAAAGUGAUGUGUAUAGUUUUGGGAUUGUUAUGCUUGAAAUGUUGUCUGGAAGAAGAGCUUUGGACAAGAAUCGGCCUGCAGGUGAACAGAACUUAGCUGAAUGGGCCAAACCUUACCUUGCCAACAAACGCAGAGUCCGCCAAAUUUUAGAUCCUCGUAUGGAAGGCCAGUUCUCUGUGGCUAAUGCUCGUAAAGCAGUUGACCUUGCAUUUCAAUGCUUAUCAAGAGAUCCCGAGCUUAGGCCAAACACGAAUGAGGUGGUAACAACAUUGGAACAGCUUCAGGAACCGGAUGAACCUUGCCAAAAUCUUCAUGCCAGUUCAAGUAAUGGUCCCCAAAAUCGAAGGAGAAGUAUGAACAGAACCAGCAACGCUAGAACUGCUCCUCUACACAGGCCAUCUGCUUCUCGCUGAAAUACGUAAGAGAUACAUGCAUGGUUUAUUAUUACUUUCAUUUGAUUCAAAGCAAAAGGGUAUUUCAUGCCAUAAAAGGAGGGGAGAGAGGGACAGAAGGAGGAGAAUCAUGAGGGCACAUAUAUAUUGAACACUGUAAUCUUGUAAUGAAUGUGUGCUACGAAAUCGGUUAUUGUACAGCUUUUGUUCUGUGAAUGUCUCAUCAUUACUUUUCUCUG
Messenger RNA from Fragaria vesca subsp. vesca, 2003 nucleotides. Its product is annotated as protein kinase APK1A, chloroplastic-like. The transcript has 9 exons. Gene Ontology annotation, biological process: protein phosphorylation. Gene Ontology annotation, molecular function: protein kinase activity; ATP binding. The record is from RefSeq and is a predicted model, not a curated record. NCBI's taxonomy places the organism in Eukaryota, Viridiplantae, Streptophyta, Magnoliopsida, Rosales, Rosaceae. Bases 385 to 1785 code for a protein of 466 amino acids.